CUGCCGCUGCAACCUCUCACCUUGAGAAUGCUAAACAUACUGCAUAGCUAUUUCUAGAGUUUUCCCCUGCUCCUGCUCCCCCCAUGUUUUAUGUGUGAAUGAGAGAGGGAGAGGGGGGAUUGAAUGUCUUAAUUCCAUCUCUGCUAACACUUUGCUCUAUGCAUGUCCCUAAUCCCGUCGGCCUGUUUAAAAAGGUGCGGCACCACUUCAGGGGGCUGCAGAGCACGUUGUACUUCCACAAGCUCCAUCCCUCCAGACAUCCUUCUCUCCCAUUUGCACAAGACUCCCUCCCUGUGUUUUAUUUUGACAAGAGGCACGGACUGUUUUAUCCAGUGUCAAGGACAAAAACAUCACCAUGAAUGGCACAGAGGGACCCAACUUUUAUGUCCCUAUGUCUAACAAGACGGGCUUGGUUCGCAGCCCAUUUGAGCACCCUCAGUACUACCUGGCGGAGCCCUGGAAAUACUCUCUGGUGGCUGCAUACAUGCUGUUCCUCAUCAUCACUGCGUUUCCCAUCAACUUCCUCACACUGCAUGUCACCGUGAAGCACAAGAAGCUGAGGACCCCUCUGAACUACGUCCUUCUCAACCUGGCAGUUGCAGAUCUCUUCAUGAUUAUCGGCGGCUUCACAGUCACCCUUUACACGGCCCUGCAUGGAUACUUCAGCUUAGGGGUCACUGGCUGCAACGUGGAAGGAUUCUUCGCCACCUUAGGGGGAGAGAUUGCUCUUUGGUCCCUGGUGGUUUUGGCUAUUGAACGUUACAUCGUGGUCUGUAAGCCAAUGACUAACUUCCGCUUUGGGGAGAAACACGCCAUCACUGGGCUGGCGUUCACAUGGGUCAUGGCCCUGACAUGUGCUGCUCCACCUCUCUUUGGAUGGUCCAGGUACAUCCCAGAGGGAAUGCAGUGUUCCUGCGGGAUUGACUACUACACUCCCAAGCCUGAGAUCAACAACACCUCAUUCGUCAUCUAUAUGUUCGUCCUCCAUUUCUGUGUUCCCCUCUUCAUCAUUUUCUUCUGCUACAGUCGCCUGCUCUGCACCGUGCGAGCGGCUGCAGCCCAGCAGCAGGAGUCUGAAACCACUCAGCGAGCAGAGAAAGAGGUGACACGCAUGGUCAUCGUCAUGGUGAUCUCCUUCCUGGUGUGUUGGCUGCCCUAUGCCAGCGUGGCUUGGUACAUCUUCGUCAAUCAGGGGGCCGAGUUUGGACCGGUGUUCAUGACUGCUCCGGCCUUUUUCGCUAAGAGUGCUGCUCUGUACAACCCAAUCAUCUACAUUCUGCUAAACAGACAGUUCAGAAACUGCAUGAUAACCACAGUGUGCUGUGGAAAAAACCCAUUUGGAGACGAUGAUCCUGCUGGUACUGCCAUCUCCAAAACCCAGACUUCAUCCGUCUCCUCCAGCCAGGUGGCCCCUGCUUGA
Molecule: messenger RNA, 1420 nt
Organism: Cheilinus undulatus (humphead wrasse)
Lineage: Eukaryota; Metazoa; Chordata; Actinopteri; Labriformes; Labridae
Product: rhodopsin-like
Exons: 5
Coding region: 356-1420 (354 amino acids)
Biological process (GO): phototransduction; G protein-coupled receptor signaling pathway; visual perception
Cellular component (GO): membrane; photoreceptor outer segment
Molecular function (GO): G protein-coupled receptor activity
Source: RefSeq, a predicted model, not a curated record